This is a messenger RNA of Pocillopora damicornis (cauliflower coral), 1883 nucleotides long. Its product is annotated as melatonin receptor type 1B-B. Gene Ontology annotation, molecular function: G protein-coupled receptor activity. The record is from RefSeq and is a predicted model, not a curated record. Gene Ontology annotation, cellular component: membrane. Gene Ontology annotation, biological process: G protein-coupled receptor signaling pathway. Lineage: Eukaryota; Metazoa; Cnidaria; Anthozoa; Scleractinia; Pocilloporidae.
AUGAGAAAUAACCUCACUCUAUUCCACUCUGAUGCAAAAAACUCGGAAGAAGAUAUUUUUGGCCGCUCUCAACUGCAAGUAUGGUUCGAAGUGUCCCUAGGGAUAUUAAUGUGCCUAGUGGCUCUUACAGGAAACAUUUUGGUGGUGAUUGCCAUCCACUAUGAUCAAAGGCUCAACACAAUUACCAAUAUACUGGUCGAAAACUUGGCUUUUACCGACAUCUUCAUGGCAGCCCUGCACAUGCCCUUUUGGAUUAUCAGUCUCCGCAAUGGACGCUGGAUAUUCGGUCACGCUCUUUGCCAGCUUGUGGGACUGACACAGCUGAUAUUUGGAAUCGCGUCGCUGUUUACCAUGACAGGCAUCGCUUUUAACCGUUACUUCAACAUAGUUAGGCGGAACCUUUAUAUAAAGUACUUUUCUACGAAAAAAAUCACCUACAUCAUUAUUUUUCUUACGUGGCUGGGCCCCAUUAUCGCCACAACACCACAGCUGUACGGAUGGGGAAAGAUUGACUAUCACGCUUUGUUCGCCGACUGCACGUGUGUUUGGAACCUACCCGAUGUUUCUUUUAUCAUAACCCUUUGCGUUAUGACUAUUUUCUUGGCAGCUGCGGUUAUAACGUGGUGUUAUUACACCAUCUACAAAACAGUAAAAGCAAGUGGGGAGAGAAUGCAGGGACACGCAGCCAAGAGUAACAUGAAAAGCGACCUUGCCCACAAAUCUGGUGAGAAAACGGAGAACAAAGUCCUCAAGACUUCAUUUGUGGUGGUUUGUGUUUACAUGACCUGUUGGACGCCUCUCUCCGUCAUGGGUUUCAUUGAAGUGUUUGGAGGAGAGAAUCCACGAUGGGCCCACUUAUUUGCCUACUACUUCGUGUUCUGCAGUAGCCUCACGAAUCCCUUCAUAUACGGCGUCAUGAACCCGCAGUUCCAACGAACCUUCAAAAAGAUGUUUCGUAUACGCGAGAACGAUGUGCAGCCCAUCUCAAGCCGCACAGAUUUCAAAGAAACAAAGAAUACCAUGUUAGGCAGUAAGGUGGUUUUAGUAGAUGAUAUGCCAAGCACGUCCAUAACUUUAUUACCUUUGUUUCGUGAUCAAAAUCACAAUGCAAGUGACACAGGUGUGUUUGUGAACGUUGUAGCUGAAGCUGAAGAACAGUCUGAUGUGCCUGGAAAGUCAUUUAUAAGGAAAAAUGGCCAGGCUUGGCAAAAAUGACCUAUUACAAUAAAACUGACAGAGUUUUUAGUUUUUUCUUUUCUACUUGGAUUCAGAAACAGGCAUAAAGACAAAGAACCACUUCCAGUCAGUUGGCCAUUAGCCGUAAUUUAGUAGCUGACAUACCAGGGCGGCUCGUCUAUUGUAACAAUUUUUUACUAAUGUAAGCGACUUUUAGGGUUUAGUUCAUUCUCACUUUUGUGAAAUAUCAUUGAAGAAGUUCAUGAGAGCUUGAACAACCAUCUCGUUGCAAACGAAGUUUUUCUCGAACAAAAUAUCAACGAUCACUUAUUGCUAAUAACUAAAUUAAGGGGGGCAAGUAAAUAAACGAGGAAUAGGACAGUAAUAGGAAUAUUACCCACGAAUAAGCAUUUUCGUGGACAAACUCUCGAACCUCAUAAUAAUCACGAUCUCAAUAUUUUUCAGUCUUAACUCACUGAUUGCCUGAACUUUAUUCUUAAGAUAUAAAUCAUAAGUGCGUCAAGAGACAGCCCGGUUGCACACUGAACCGCAGCGUCCUUUAGCAAGGUAACUGAACCUAGAAAACUUGUUAAUUAACUAAAUAGGAGAAUUUAGCCUUCUGACAUUGAGAAGUAUGUAAGAGCGAAACAUUUAUGUACCAUAACUUUUACAUGAAAUAUAUUAAAAAGAGCUUGACUUACCUGAAA